Temnothorax curvispinosus is the source of this 4546-nucleotide messenger RNA. It is a transcript of the gene hig, whose product is annotated as locomotion-related protein Hikaru genki. Bases 1024 to 2445 code for a protein of 473 amino acids. The transcript has 10 exons. NCBI's taxonomy places the organism in Eukaryota, Metazoa, Arthropoda, Insecta, Hymenoptera, Formicidae. The record is from RefSeq and is a predicted model, not a curated record.
UUCCAUUAUCCAUUUAUUAAUAUAUUAUUUGCGUUCUUUUCAGCUCUCAUAAAUUUUCGCCGUACUCGAGCUCGCAUUUGUACUUCGUUUUCAUUUCACGCCCUUAAAACACUUGAAUAGUGCCUGAGCGUCUCUCCAUUUUUCAUUCUCAUGUACUGCUUUUACAUUAAUCCCCCAAAAAGAAACAGAAAGAUAGGUCACAGAUGCUUAAAACGGGAACAAAGUGAUUCAGAGACUCCUCUCGUAAUAACACCUCUAUAUAGGAUUUCUCUACAGGGUGCCUUGUUUCAUUUCUUGCGCUUUUUACAUUUAUAAAAUAAACAGUAAAGAAUCUAACAGAAUCUCUUAUUAAAAUUUAAUACUUUGACAAUGGACUUCUUUGGACAUCGUGUUCACAUAUAGUUCCAUGAGCUAGUCUCUAUAAUUUUUAAUGCAAUUGAAUAUUAUUUGAUGUUUGUUAUUUUCACUGACGAUAAUGAUAAAUAAUAUUACUAGAAUUUCCUCAACAUUGGCCAUUCAACAAACUUCAUUUAACUUUUCGUUAUAAACUUUUCAGAACCGGUGAACAUUAUCACCCAGUAUAUCCGCAGGCAGAAUUACAGAUCUGGCACAUGGACCAAAUGGAGUUCUGGGUUGAAAGCAGCGACGAUGAGGAAAGAGAGAGAGAGAAAAAGAGACAGAGACGGGGAUGAAGAACAAGGGUGGCCGCAUGCGCAUCCCUCCCGGAAUAGCGAGUUUCGGGCCACCCCCGCCGAUUAUGGAUGUUUAGUAUCGACGUUGUUGCUAGGGUAUCGUCGCUCGCUCCCACAUCCGAUCGCGGGGUGUGAGAUAAUUGAAGCUCGGUUGCGACGAGAGUGUCCCUCCGUUCUGCGACGAGAUAAUGAGCGGGAUCGCGAGACGGCAGCCGGGGCCGAUCGGCGAUGCGCGAUCAUGUAUCCGCCUCGCUACCACGCCGCGUUAGCGUCCCUCGUCGUCGUUAAUCAUGGUCCUGCGUGACCGGGAUUUGUCAGGAUCACCAGCAGCAUGCCGUGCGACGACCGUUCGGGAAGGACGCGUGCACGUGUCGCCGCGAUAGCGACCACGACGUUGCUCCUGCUCACGCUGAACAUCAAGUGCAUAGAUACCGAGAAUUUAGGACUGGAUGGCAUUUGCAUAUUGAAAGGCCUUCAUCCUUUUCUUAUCGUCACCUAUAAACAUCUUACUAUAUCUGUAGACACGAUCGGUGUGCCUCAUAACGAACGACUCAUGGUAAGAUGUCGAGAAAUAGGUAAAUAUAAGUUCAUCGGUGACUCCUUGCUACACUGCCGCGACGGUGCGUGGGACGGAAAGACGCCUUAUUGCGAGCCUACCACGGCGAUCUCCAAUUACACCGAAGAUGUACCUCCGACCAUCGUCUUCGGUCUACCUGCUGGUUCGGCCGCGGUAGAUCCGACUGGCGCACUCGCCGUUUACCCAGGAAGUAUCCUGCACUUGGAGUGUCUCUUCGCUAGGAAGUUGGGCAAUCCCGAAUGGACGUGGACCUCAACUUUCCGUCGAUAUCUGACGGGAUGGGCGAUCGCUGCACGGGAAAGAGACUGGAAGUAUCGCCUGUCAAUAUACUAUGCCAAACCUCAGGAUUCCGGAAUGUACACGUGCACCACGCCGAAAGGAUUCAACAACUCUAUAAGAGUUCGUGUCAUAGAUGUUCAGUGCCCGGUACUGGAAGUCCCGGAGCCGCCGUUAAUAAGUCGUGUCGAGGGUAGCCGAAUGGGACAUAGUGCCGUAUUCGAGUGUCCAGAGGGAUACAGAUUGGAAGGUGCUCCCAGCAUCACGUGCCAGUACAACGGCAAAUGGUCGACGGAGGUGCCGCAUUGUGAGAAGAUCAAGUGUCCAGAGAUAAAUAUCCAGGAGAACGCGUUAUUGGAAUUGAACGAACAUAAUAACACUUAUGGCGAGAAAGCUCUCUUCACCUGCAUGUGGGGAUACAAGCUUUCGGGCUCGCAGAGUAUGACAUGCGAGAGGGACGGCAAGUGGAAUGGAUCUAUGCCGACUUGUCAGAAGAUCACUUGUCCUGUACCGGAAACGCCACGAAGUGGACGCAUCGUCGAGCAACCGCGGUAUUCUAAAAAGCAGUAUCACAACCGAACAUACAAAGUCGGCGCCUUAGUGAGAUUCGCCUGUCAACCAGGUCAUCAAUUAAUAGGAGAAGCGGCAACCAUAUGCACCGAGAACGGUACUUGGUCUCACGAUUCGCCCGUAUGUAAAGUAAGGUGUCCUUAUCCAGGUGAUCCUCCUCAUGGCCGAAUAGCGCCUCUCAAGUUUUGGUACAAACCAGGAGAUAACAUACAGGUAACGUGUUCACCUGGCUACGUGACUCCUCUGGAACCAGUAAAAAAACCGUCGUGUCGGGAAAAUGGCAUUUGGAGCGCACCACCGCCACCCUGCCGAUCUUAUAAAGAGGUGUGAGAGUUCGAAUAUUCGAGAAUCUCAUGAACUACCACUGCUAUUUUAUCUUACAUGACAAAGGAUUCAAUAUUCAUUAUUACGGGUAGCAAAUGUGCAUCAGUACUAAAAGGAACGUGGAAACUCGCGUGAAGCACUCUCUUAAUUGUUUCGAAGGGUAGACACGUUACGUAAAAGUUAAUGAUAUUAUCAGGCGAUGAAUAGUUGCAGUUUACGAUUUACCGAAUCGACAAAUAAUCACGAGUAGAUCACAAUGGAAGGAGCAUUUUGCGUUAAACGUAGAUCAUGGAAUAACCAGUAUUUUGUUUAUAAUUCUCUUCCAGACGUAUAACGAUUUUAAUAAAAGCAAAUCCCUUUUUCGUAAUAAAUAUUUUCUCACAAUUAUUUCCAUUUAUUUUUGAUAAUAAAUCGCGAUGACAUUUCCUUUCGCUACCGGGUAGAUGCUAAACGAGUAUUAAAAUGUUAGCCUGACAUAGUUACCGUUCUCGUUGCCAUAAUAACUGGAAUGCAGCGUGCAACUAAUCGGAUAAUGACAAUUUCCUCGCUUGCGCGUGAUGUGAUGGUUAAUACUCGAUGUUGGUACCCAAAGGUUACAAAACGUCGGGGAAAUGGGUCGCGCGAAAGCUCCUAAAGAGAUACAAGUGAAGACAUGGCUCAUCAGGGACAAAAUAAGUCGAUAUCGUGGAAUUCUGAAGUUGCACGGUUAAGCAUUGUUUAAAAUUAAUUAACAUAAUUAUCUGUCCUCCAUACGAAUUGGGACAGACAUAUCCGCUCUGCUUCUAACUUAAUUAGAUAGAGAAAUAGAUCAGGAUUUAUCUUAGGAUUGAUAUUAAUAGCCAUAAGUAUUUUACAUUUAAAUUAAGAUUAUAGAAUAUUAUACACAAUGUUAGAGAAACGUUUUUACAGAUGAAACUAUAUUUAUGAUGAUACUAUUUCUAUAUCAAUAGCUAGAAUAGAACUUUUUUUAGACGCAGAUAAGAUAGAACAUUGUGUAAGAAUUUCCUUUCGAUAUUUCUGAGAUAAAAUCUCUUUUUAAAGUAGUUCAGUAAAAAAUAUAAACUCUAAAUAGUUAUACCCGAUUGUCCCGAUACAUCCAGCACGCGACAAGAAGCUACAGCUGUCGCAAGCAACGAAAUUGAAAUCGAUAGUGUCAAGAAAAGUCGCGUCCCUGGAAGUUGAUGUUAAGAAACAUCGCGAAAUUGUCACUGAUUUCCGCGAUGACGCUAAACAACAUAUCCUCAGAUUGCUGGGCGACCACAGAAGAUUUUAUUUGGCGUUUAAUCACCUGAAACCAUCCGUAAGAAUAGACCAACAUUGCCUUCAAAUUUUUAAGUGACUCAAAUUCUGUAAGGAUGUAAUUCUGGGAUGCACUGUAAUACGAGAAUCUUGUCUCGUAGGAAAUUUAUGCAGCGAUAUAUCAAGAUUGCGAUUUGAAACGUCGAUUCCUGGACAAGCUCUACUACGAGAAAAAGAGAAAAUUGAAGCGAGGUAUCGAGUUACAGGUAGAGCCUGAUUUUUACGCGACCUAAUAAAUGUUAAAUAUUCACUAUGACACGAUUAAAAUAAUAAUUAGCAAAGUGCUUACAUAUAUAAGUAUGACAUUAAGUUAGAUACCCAUUAGAGUAUUAAUUGUAGCAAUAUAUUGUAACAUUAUGACGUUCCUUAUGUACUCAGUAUGUAAUCUUAUGUAAGAUUCGUAUACAUGUUUCGCGCUAACUUUGAGCCAUAAAGAUUUGCUCGUUCGCCGAAUGACAAGCUGGAAUAUAACGUUCUGUCAACUGAACUCGAGAGGCAAAGCGAAUAUCUACCGAACUGCGAGCAGCAACGAUUGAUAGCACAAUUACAGCGAUCCAUCGCGAAGCAUAACGCGGCAAAAGACAUAUAUUCUACGUAUUGGUCGAUGCUAAAUAUCCUGAGAAAAGUAAAUCUUUGAUUAUUAAAUACAAGUGGCAUAUUCCGAAGAGUAUUUGUAUCUCAAAAGCAUAAGGAAUCCAAUAAUUCAUGCGGCCACAUCAUUCUCGUUCCUACGAAAUCUUUGUAGGAUGCGAUAUUUUUCAAUACCCUGUUGAACACCUUAAAAGAGGACCAAUCUUCCCAAUGCAAA